UUAUUUAUUUAAAAAUAUUAUAUAUACAUAUCUAUGUUCUUAUAUACAAAAUUAAUGGAAUAACAGAUGAAGGAUCUACUGAUGCAGCUUCAGCAUGUACAUAACCAAUUAAAAGAUAAAAAUGAAGUUGCUAUUAUAAAAGGAUAUAAUUGCACUGCAAGACGGUAUACGAUUGUACUUACAAUAUUUGGCGCUUGCAUCCCGUUUAUCUUUAUUAUUAGCCAAUAUUGGUACAUCAUCGGUGAUUUACCAAAAAACGUAUCUCGAUUUCGUCGUUUGCCAAUUAUGACGCAGUACUUUAUCGAUCAAGAAAAAUAUUUCAAUUUAAUUCUGUUGCAUAUUUUUGCAAUAAUUUGUACCGGAACGAUUGCGAUAUUAGCAACAGGAACAAUGUUUAUCGCGUAUUUUAUGCAUAUAUGUGGACUGUUUAAAAUUGCUUGUUAUCGUAUUGAGCAUGCAAUUAAUAUUCACAUUCAACAAAAUAAUAUUACACAGAAAAAUAAGAUUUGGAUGACUAAUGGCAUAAUUUAUGCUGUCGACAUUCAUCGGACAGCUAUGAAAUUGUCCACACAUUUAACUUCCACACUCGAGACAAUGAUGUUUCUUUUAAUUGCGAGUGCUGUGACUUGCACAACUUUAAAUAUGUUACAAAUUUUUCAGAUAAUUUCGUCUAAAAACUUCGAAGAAUUGUUUUUGCCGACUGUAAUUAUAACAAUCAUCCUUAUAUACAUGUUUGUAGGCAACUAUAUCGGACAGCUUGUAAUAGAUCACAAUAGUCACGUAUUUUUCACUACGUACAACGUUCAGUGGUACAGAGCCCCGUUACAUAUACAAAGAAUGAUACUAUUUUUAUUACAAAAAGAAUCCAAGAAGUUUACUUUGACUGUUGGUGGGCUAAUUACUGCAUCCAUGGAGUGUUUUGCCACGAUCCGGCAUCAAAGAGAAUCUUUUAAAGCCAUGGGAUUUUCCUGACGAAGUUGCUCAAGUGUGUUUCAUGAGUGCGCAUACUAGAAUGAAGUGUCGGGACUCGAAAGGAGAAAAUACGCCUGCGUAGUUUUCCUGGCUAUAGAUUAAUUUAUGGGAAAGACACAUCAGUCAAAUAACUUUUAAUGAAGAAAUAAUCGUGCAGAUUAUACUAUAAAGAAUAGUACAAUGCAAGAAAUUUGCUAAACUGAACAUGUUUCGGUCUCAUGGUUGACAUGUUACAGUACUAAAGAAAUUUAUGUAAAAGAAAGAAAAUAUUAAACAUUUAAUGGACUAGUAGAGAAAAAA
Solenopsis invicta (red fire ant) is the source of this 1272-nucleotide messenger RNA. RefSeq lists its product as uncharacterized. Gene Ontology annotation, biological process: sensory perception of smell; detection of chemical stimulus involved in sensory perception of smell. The record is from RefSeq and is a predicted model, not a curated record. The coding region runs from base 67 to 972 and encodes 301 amino acids. Lineage: Eukaryota; Metazoa; Arthropoda; Insecta; Hymenoptera; Formicidae. Gene Ontology annotation, cellular component: plasma membrane. The transcript is spliced from 7 exons. Gene Ontology annotation, molecular function: odorant binding; olfactory receptor activity.